CUGAUCAAGGUGAUUAAUCCAGAUGAAGUUGAUAUCAUCUUAUUAAGAAGUGCUUGUUCCCUUAAUUGCUGAUGAAUGAAGCACUGAGAGAGCCCAUGGAGUCCACUUGGAGUUACGCUAAUGAUGAAGACAUUACUAAAGAGAAUAAAAGUGAAAUUGAUAAUAAAGUGGCAAAGAUCUUGAAACUUAUGAAGAGCAAUGAGCAGGAUAAGAAAGGUAGGAGCUCAGAAGAGUCGAGGAAAAGAUCAGAAGUUAUUGCACUCGUUCAUGAAUUUCACAAACAGUACCAGUCACUUUAUGCACAAUAUGAUCAUAUUCGAGGAGAGAUGGGGAAACGAACUCGAAGUAGGAAAGAAAAAGAAAAGGAAAAAGGGGAUUCUUCUUCUGCACCCAGCUCUGACUCGGAGUAUUACUCAUCUGAAGACAUCGAAAAUGAUGCUUUGAGGAAUAGGCAUAACAAGGCAUCAGACAUCGCUAAAAUAGAACUUGAAACUGCAAAUUUUGAGGCAGCUGGGCUGAUGCCUAUAUUGACCUCUGCAGCAGCAGAUAAGGAAUCUUUAAAUUCAAGAUAUAAGGCAGCUUUUGGUAAAUCACCAAGGGCGAGAAAGCGGGAACUUUCAAACCUUGUGAAGACACUUGAGCUUCAUGGGAAUCAAGCAUCAGCUCAUAUAAAGGAGUUAGAGGGGCAGUUAACUGUUCUGAGAACGGAGCUGGAAUCCUUACGCAGCCUGAAAAAUGAGCUUGAAGAGAAGAUUGAAGGAAAAGAAACUGAAGCUAGACAGCUUGGGGAGACAAAUGUUCAAUUAUGUGCACGGAUUUCGGAGCUUGAAUCGAUGUCAGAAGAUAAAGGAAAUGAAAUUUCUGCAGCGACAGAGAACGAGAAGAAUUUGACAUCUAGAAUUGAAGUCCUGAUGACUCAAGUUAACAGUCUACAACCGGAGAUGGAUUCUUUACGUGCUGAGAAAGCUGAACUGGAAGAAAGGAAAAGAAAUGAAGAAUCAGCUCAAGUCAAGGGCCUAAAGGACGAUCAAGCCAACAUCAUUGGGCAGGAAUUGGAAUCCCUUGGCAAGGAGAAAACUGUACCUCAACUUCAACUUGACGUGACAACAAAAGAAAUUACAGAAAUUCUGACUCAGAUAGAAACUCUAAAAGAGGAAAUAGCAAGAAAGAAUGUAUUUGAACAGGGAUUGCUAAAAGAGAAAGAAGGAUUUGUCGUGCAGAUGGAGGAUUUGAAAUUGAAAGUGAACUCUCUAAAUGACAAGAAUAAUGAACUAGAAGAGAUGAUCAGAAGUAGGAAUCGAGAAACAGAUGAGUUGAGGGAGGAAAAGGGCAGGCUGCAAGCUAGAAUUUCGGAAAUGGAGGGAAGCUUAAUGAAUAAAGGACAAGAACUUUCUAUGGUCAUGAAGAAAUGUGAGGACGAAGAGAAUGCAGCUUCUACACAGAUUUUGUCUCUAAAAGCACAGGUUAACAGCCUACAGCAGGAGCUGGAUUCCUUACAGAGUGAGAAGAGCACGUUGGACGCUCAAAAUGAUAGGCUAAUGCGAGACUCUGCACAUAGACAAAUGCAGGUGGAAAAUGAAAUUCUGAAUUUAACGAGCAAGAUUGAAGAACAACAGAAAAACCUGAAGGAAAAGGAAAAUACCAUAAAGAAGUUUACUGAAGAGCAAAAGCUAAUCAAUCAUCUUUCAAGGGAUUCCCAGAAAAAACGACUAGAAUCCCCCAAGUAUCGAUCAAUGGAUUCCGCCAAGUUAAGUCAUCAGGUUUUGGAAAGGAAGAUUGAUGAACUGGCAGAAAAGUUUCACAUGAAAAUGGAAAAUUAUAUUCGUCUCUUAUCUCAGAGAAUCCGAGUUGCAGAGCAAAUACACGCUGAAACCAAAGAAACUUACAAGAACGUAAUACAGAAGCUUGAGCAAGAAAAUAGAGAACUCAGCGGAAAGAAAGCGAUAUAUGAAGCUGAGCUGAGGAGGGUGAGGGAAAUGUUAUUGGAACCAGAAAGCAAUAUAUUGACAGGAUUGGAUUUGAUGAUCAGGAAAAUAGAUGAGGAAAAUGGUAACUUCUUGAACCGCAUUUCCAGAAUCUCAAAGGAGCUACAGUGUGCAAAGCAUUGGAUCACAGGAAAAAAUGAUGAGAUCAAGAAACUGAAACAGAAUGUGGAAAGUUUAACUUCUCAACUAGAGAAGGAAGAGAGAGAAAAUUUGCUAAAAGAGAAGGUAGAGAAGUUGGAUACUGCAGAAAUAAUCAGAGAAGGAUUAGAAGAGGAGAAGCCAAAUACUGCAGGCCAACUUGAGAGGCGUGUGGAGGAUUUAGAGCAGCAGCUGGAAGAAAGGGAUGAGAUUUUGUAUAAUCUUGGUGAGGAGAAGAGGGAGGCCAUUAGGCAGCUGUCUGUUUUGAUUGAUUAUCAUCGCCAUCGCUAUGAUCAUCUCAAAGAAGCAGUAUCAAAGAUGCCCAUUAAAUUCAAGAAACCAGCUUAACUAAGAGAAAUUAAUUUGCAGCCAUUUUCGGGGUAACAUAUACAUGCACUGAUUCCAUCAGUCUCUUUCACAAAUUGAUUAAUUCCCACUUGUAUACAUUUCUAUCAUCAUCCCACAAUAAACUAUAUAUCAUUUUGGGAUGUACUUUUUUAAUUUCUCUUUGUAUAAUUGUUAUUAGUGGAUAAUAUGUAAAUGUUUAAGACCUUUUCCUUUAAGAAUGAAAUUUCUAAAA
Hevea brasiliensis (rubber tree) is the source of this 2703-nucleotide messenger RNA. RefSeq names its product COP1-interactive protein 1. Lineage: Eukaryota; Viridiplantae; Streptophyta; Magnoliopsida; Malpighiales; Euphorbiaceae. The record is from RefSeq and is a predicted model, not a curated record. Gene Ontology annotation, molecular function: actin binding. The transcript has 2 exons. Bases 72 to 2471 code for a protein of 799 amino acids.